AUGAGUUAAGGAAAAAUAUAUUGUUAUGGGGGAAGUAUAGAUAUCGAAGGGACGAUUUUACUUGAUGAAUUUUUGGAAAUUGAUGUUGUACAAUUGAAAUUCCGUUAAAUAAAAAGCGCUCCGACAGGAAGGGUUGAACACAGCAUGUGCUUGUAUAGGGGUUAGGUAUUAAUAAUUGGGGGAAGGACUCAAAAGAAAAUUUUUAAUGAUUGUAAAACGUACACAAUAGGAGGUGAUAAGUAAAAAAAAUAAAUGUAUUGCAUUAGAUGGAAUCAAAUAGAAUUCGAGCCUGCACAUAGGUUUGGACAUUAAUGCACGGUUUAUGAGGACACUAUAAUUGUAACUGGAGGAAGUGAUGGGUAAAUAAUAUUGGAUGAUGUUUGGCUCUUGGUUGAUCUGAGAACUUGGAUAAGGUUGGAGAUAAAAAACCCACUCUCAAUAUUCAGACAUCAAGCAGCAUUGGCUAUGAAAGAGUAUUUAAUAAUAUUUGGAGGGUGUACAUUCGAUGGCAAAAGAUGCAAUGAUAAUUUCUAUGCUCUAAACAUAGUCACAUUGAAAUGGAUAGAACUACCUAAAGUAAGUAGACAUCCAUACCCUCGUGUACAACAUACAAUGCUCUGUUUGUUAAAUUAAUCUCGAGAGGAUAUUUUAGUGAUCGGAGGUUUAAAUUACCAGGAUCUCUCAAUUCUUAAUUUUUCUCAAAUGGCCAACUUGGUCGAUCUCUAACCUCAAUCAUCAUUAGUGAGUUAUCGUAGUCACACAGUAGAGAGAGAGGAAUUUUUGUAGGACAUUCCUUUUGAAGUUCAAAAUAUAGAAGAGGGGACUUCGUUUUUGGAAUUAGGAAAAUAUUACGAAUGGAAGAUCGAAACUAACUAAGAGAUUAAGUUCACUCCUAGAACUGGUCACUCAGUAGUGCAAUGCUAAGAAAAUCUCUAUUUAUUUUGUGGAUCCGAUGACACUACUAUAGUGAAUGAUAUGCACUGCUAUAAUCUAUUUAAGAAACAAUGGGAAUAAAUUCCACCGAAAGGAAUAUUUCCCUCUCCAAGAUCAGGUUGUAAAGGAGUGGCCCAUCAACAUGACAUUUAUUAUUUUGGAGGCUAUACAAAUAGGAGGGGAGAAUACUUUAAUGAUUUAUAUGUUUUCGAUACAAAACUGCGCUAAUGGAAUUAGAUCAGAACAACCAGAGAAAUUUAACCAAGAGUUGAUAUGUCUCUGGUUAUAAAUAAUGAAAAGUUGUAUGUCUUCGGAGGGGCAGAUGGUAGUAAUAGAUUUAAUGAUUUGCAUUGCUUUGACAUCCAAAACAAUCAUUGGGUUAAGUUGCAAACUCAUGGAUAAAUUCCAUCCCCAAGAUUUGGCCAUACAGCAGAAGUAUAUAAAAAUCAGAUGUAUGUUUUUGGUGGUUGGGAUGGCUUUAAGACUUUAGAUGAACUUUAUACUUAUUCAUUUGCUUCAAAUUAUUGGUAUUCAGAAAAGGUUAGAAAUAAGCCUCCUUCUCGUUAUAGACAUAGCAGUACAAUAAUAGGAUAUAGUAUUUACAUUUUUGGGGGAGUUGAUGCUGCUAUGACUCGAUACAAUGAUCUCUAUGAGUUUAAUUGCGAAUUAAAGGAAUGGAAGUUUAUAGAAACUGCAGGGAACACUCCUUCUGCAAGAACGUUUCAUCAAUUGUGUUCCUAUGAAACUUCAAUUUAUUUGAUUGGGGGGAAUGAUGGAACUAAAAAAAAUAAUGAUAUGUACUCAAUUUAAGUAUUUGAUCAUAGAUUCAGUGACUUAUCUAGUAUUUCACAAUUAGAAAUUCAAUCUAAUUUAAUUCCAAAAGAAAAUGGUUUAAUCAACAUCCUUAAAAAUCAGGUGUCUGAAUUAGAGUAAAGAUUAAAAGAAGAAUAAGAAUUCAAUUUAUGUUAAAUUUGUCAAUCUAAAGAUAUUAAUUCUGUCUUUUUGGAAUGUGGUCAUAGAUUUUGUUGUUAUGAUUGUUCAAACAAACUUGAGCUGUGUAAAAUAUGCUUGAAGAAGCCGAACAGGAUCAUUAAAAUAUAUGUAGUUUGA
Paramecium tetraurelia is the source of this 2043-nucleotide messenger RNA. RefSeq lists its product as uncharacterized. The record is from RefSeq and is a predicted model, not a curated record. The transcript is spliced from 6 exons. Gene Ontology annotation, molecular function: protein binding. NCBI's taxonomy places the organism in Eukaryota, Ciliophora, Oligohymenophorea, Peniculida, Parameciidae.